AUGGUAAUAGCAUCACACUUGCUAUGUAGGCAGGGCCUCCGUGAUAUCCAGUUCCGACCUGGAGAAACAUCACAAGCAGGUUCUGGACUCGACGAAACUACUGCAGGAUUUGGGCCUGAUGAAACUACUCCAGAGGAACCUGGACAAACUACUCCAGAAGGACCAGUAGAAACUACUCCAGAAGAAACUGGAGAAACUACUCCAGAAGUCCCUGGAGAAACUACUCUAGAAGAACCAAUAGAAACUACUCCUGGGGGACCUGGAGAAACUACUCCAGAAGACACUGGAGAAACUACUCCAGAAGGACCAAUACAAACUACUCCAGAAGAACCAGGAGAAACUACUCCAGAAGAACCAGGAGAAACUACUCCAGAAGGACCAAUAGAAACUACUCCAGAAGAACCAGGAGAAACUACUCCAGAAGAACCAGGAGAAACUACUCCAGAAGAACCAGGAGAAACUACUCCAGAAGGACCUGGAGAAACUACUCCAGAAGAACCAAUAGAAACUACUCUAGGAGAACCAGGAGAAACAACUCCAGAAGGACCUGGAGAAACUACUCCAGAAGAACCAAUAGAAACAACUCCAGAAGGACCUGGAGAAACUACUCCAGAAGAACCAAUAGAAACAACUCCAGAAGGACCUGGAGAAACUACUCCAGAAGAACCAAUAGAAACUACUCUAGGAGAACCUGGAGAAACUACUCCAGAAGGACCUGGAACUGAAGUGUCAGAGCCAGGUAUGUACUGCAGGAGUAGUAUAACAGAAGCUCGAGGCAACGACCAAUUCAGUUGA
This is a messenger RNA of Penaeus indicus, 795 nucleotides long. RefSeq names its product proteoglycan 4-like. Lineage: Eukaryota; Metazoa; Arthropoda; Malacostraca; Decapoda; Penaeidae. The record is from RefSeq and is a predicted model, not a curated record. Bases 1 to 795 code for a protein of 264 amino acids. The transcript has 3 exons.